UCGUUGUUUUCGUAUUCGAGAAGCGAUGACGAUCGACUAUUCGUCAUUCGGUUCUAGCCUCUUUUGACAAUACUACGGCCAUGUGAAUCUCUCACCAAAACACCACACAAAAUCUCUCGUUAUUUUCAUUCUCCGCUUAACAAGUAUGUCCAAAAAGUCUAAAUUUUAGUCUACAGAAGUAAACCGCACAUAUCGGCAAGCCUCUCGCCAGCAAGCAAAGAGGAUGAACGGAUUCAGGACUCUAUUCCUACAGGACUUGGCAUGCGCGUUGACGAGCAAGCCCUUUCAGUAUGGAUCCGCAUGUCAACUACACACGGGUUCGUCGUGUCGUCGAUUUUGGAACUUUUUCGAUUUUCCGAAAAUGGAGGAAUCGCUCUCCAGAAUAGAAAAAAGCUCGAAAGAUCUAAGAAUUCCAUGUGCAUCCGCACCUCGAGAACCCGUGGCCACGUCGACGGGCUCGUCGGUUGCGGGAAACGUUCGACGGUUGCCAAGCACGGGCUUCGGUUUCGAUGGAAAUACGCCGGUGUACCGUGCGACCUGUAACUUUCACAAACCCUUCGCCAAACGAAAAGUCGAGGAAACCUCGUUGCUCGACGGGAAUCCCGUCCCGAGGAAUCUCAAGUUAAAGCUCCAGGGAUACAAGAUGCUGGAGAGCGAAUUCGAAGGAUUCGGAAUGGCAGGCCUCGGGGAAGAGAGGAGCACCGAGGACGUUUUCGAAAUACGAGGAGACUCGAAAAUGAGAGAGAAUUCGAUACAGAGUCGAUCGGCGGCGAAGGAGGCGGAAAGGGAAGAGAGGGCAAGGGAAACGGCCCGUAAGGACGAAUCCGUAAACUUGGCUCAAGACCCAAGACUCUCAGGCGAGUCAAAGAACGGCACGGUUCCGUUGCACUCGCAAGCACCGAGACCACCCUCGAUACCGCCGCCUCCUUGCUGUCCACCCCCCUUGCCAGCACCCUCGCCUCCAGCUGAUCCCCAAUGUCCAUCCCGUGAGCCUCGCUGUCCCUCGAAGACUCCCGCAGAGGGCUGGUCUCCUCCGAAUUCGCAUCCAGAGAAACCGACGUGUCCACCUCCGUGUCCCCGAACCUGCACGACGACUCCUUGGGAAGGCGCAGGACAAGACUGCGAAGGUCCUUGGUCAGUGUCAGGACCUUCCUCGCUUGGAACGGCGAGCCAGUCGCCGCCAUCACUGGCAGUGUCCUUCCCAAAGGAACCACUGAGAUCAGUGGAUGCCGCCUGCCCUUUGUCUCCUGCUGCGCCGACUUCCUGCUCGGGAGGCACGCGAAUUCCUAGCGCGUCGGUGGCAAUGCCAUCUCUGCGUCUUAAGGAAUCAAGGACCUCGCUCAAUUCUAUAGCAUCCGGACGAUCAGUUUCCGGUCUCUCGUCCAUCGGCUCGGUCGGAGUCCUGACCAAUUCCAGCGGGCAAUCGGCGCUCCCACGUACCGCGCGGUCGCUUCCGGGAUUGCCGAGGGAAUCGAAGAAAGCUUCCGCAGCGUUUACCGCAAAGUCCCAAUCGUCCUGUAGCGCGCGGAACGACUGUCCCAAGAGCAAGAGCAAGAGCAAGAGCAAGAGAAAGGAGCCAUCUUGCAAGAAGAAGGUGGAUCGAUGCAAGCGAAAGGGCUGCUUCGACGAUGAAAAAGAUUCGCUGUGCACGAAUAAAGGUGAAUGCCCGGAAAGGAAGAGACCUCGAAAGAAGAAAUCUCGUAAGACGAGGAAAACGUGCAGCGCAAGAGUAAGCAAGCCUCCCGCAAGAGAAAGAAAGAGCAAGUGCAAAGAGAGAGCCCGAGGGAGCUCGAGCUGCGGCAGCACCGCCCCCGCCGUCUGUCCCCGAGGAUCCACGGACGAGACGUGCAGCACCAAGAAGCCGCAGUGCCCUGCCAGAAAGAGGAGCAAAGGCAGGAAGGACGCCGGUACCAGGAAAGGUCCCUCCUGUACCAGGGAACGGGACAGGUGCAAGAGAACCAGAGAAAGAUCCUGCGGGAGCAGCAAAUCCUCCGCGAGGAGUUCCAGGUCGCCUUGUAGCCCGAGGAGAGCGCCGUGCUCGAAGGAAAAGCGAAAGAGCAGCGUCUGCAAGAGUUACGUGUGUCCUGGGAAUGUAGGUCCUGAAACCUGCAGCACGAAUAAACCUCAAUGUCCGCGAAGGAAGAAGAAGUCAGCAUCGAAGAGAAGAAGAUCCUGCUCGCGCAGAAGCGACAAGUCCUGCGCUCCUGGGAGACGCGGCUCCUGCGGCUCAAGGUCCUUUUGCAGCCAUGUUCCCGGACGCCUUUCUCCGAUACUUGGAAGAUUCUAUGGCCGUGACGUGAGCGCCGGGAAGGAUGAUGUCAAAUGUGGAGAGGACAUAUUCGCAAGAAAGUAUCCAAAGCCAGGACCCAAGUGCAAGAAAUCGAGGAGAGAGGGGGAGAGGGACGUGUCCUGUCAGCGAGCGACGAGGACCUCGUCCUGCGAAGGAGGAAGAGGCAAGAAGUCUCAAGUAAAUUCGACGAGAGCGAAGAAGGACGACGUGCAGUCCGUAAAGGAUCAGUUAGCCAAGGAGAGGGAGGAGGUGAAAAAAUGCAAGGAGGGAGGUAGCAGGAAAAGGACAACGAGCGAAGCGAGGAAGCAGUCCUGCGCGAGUGAGAAAGCCAAAGCCAUAAGAGUAAGAGAGGAUGCUGGAUCCAAGGACGGCGCAGGAAAGCCGGAAACUGGAGUGGAUCGCGUUAUCAGUCCAUGUAAGCUCAAGAAAGCUGGCCCUUGUAAGGAUACGAAAUCCUCGAAAAGUAAAGCAAAGGAGAAGAAGAAGGGGGGAGAGGGAAAGAGGUGCAGUGCAUCGGCCAGUGACGUCAAAUGCAUCGUGCAAUGUGCACCCAAGCAGCUCCUGGAAACGACGAUGUCUCACGUGGAGCUCCUAAGGAAAUACAGUGGUGGAAGCUGUCGGAUAGAAAGUUCAAAGGACACGUCGCUCCGUAUCCCAGGGAGCCACGAGCGGCCUGUCCUCGAGGAUGAUCGAUGAUCGACGCGGAAGGUAGAUUUCUAGGUAAACACACAGUGAACCUGCCAUUGGUGUUAAAGGAACGAGAGGCACCGCGAAUCCUUUUAAACUUACAAGCCUAAUAGUCAAAGAAAUAUUUUUCUAUCCUGUCAUCGUGUCAAUAUUGUUGCCAAAUAAUCAAAUAAUCAAAUAAUCAAAUAAUCAAAUAAUCAAAUAAUCAAAUAAUCAAAUAAUCCAGUAAUCAAAUAAUCAAAGAAUAAAAAAAAAUACAUUGUAAACAAUUAGCAGAAUAGAAUAUAUUGGGCAAAGAAAGUUAAUGAAAAAUAUGGCUGCGUUUCGUAUAGGAUAGGGAGCAAGCAGGUAGGAGAGAUUGAAAAGUACUUGAGGUAACGAAAAAGACGGAACGAAGGAAAUAA
Cephus cinctus (wheat stem sawfly) is the source of this 3381-nucleotide messenger RNA. Its product is annotated as serine/arginine repetitive matrix protein 2-like. NCBI's taxonomy places the organism in Eukaryota, Metazoa, Arthropoda, Insecta, Hymenoptera, Cephidae. Bases 224 to 2986 code for a protein of 920 amino acids. The transcript has 2 exons. The record is from RefSeq and is a predicted model, not a curated record.